ACCCAAAUCAAUGACGUCAUACACAUCAAAAUAGAAAGGAGAUCAACAAAUCCCGGCAUUAUUUAGGUGUUAUCAACAGUGAUCAUAGUGAUGUAAUAUUUUGGAGCAGGCCUAACUGAAUAAGGAAUUUAAAAUUGAUUUUAUAAAUGCAGCUGCAUUAGACUCUGAUGGAUAUUAAAAAGUGCUGUUAAAAUCAUCAUGAGUGAGACAGCAUCCCAAACGUACCACACAGUGGAGGUGGGGGAUUCCACAUUCGACAUUUUAGACCGUUACAGUAAUCUCAAACCAAUAGGAUCUGGUGCUCAGGGAAUUGUAUGUGCUGCCUAUGAUUCUGUGACUGGGCAGAAUGUUGCCAUUAAAAAACUCAGCCGUCCUUUCCAAAACGUCACCCAUGCCAAGCGGGCAUAUAGGGAAUUUGUAUUAAUGAAGUUAGUUAACCACAAAAAUAUUAUAGGUUUAUUAAAUGCCUUCACACCACAAAAAUCUAUGGAUGAGUUUCAAGAUGUAUACUUAGUGAUGGAAUUAAUGGAUGCUAAUUUGUGCCAAGUCAUUAAUAUGGAUCUAGACCAUGAGAGGAUGUCUUAUCUGUUGUAUCAAAUGUUGUGUGGAAUCAAACAUUUACAUUCAGCGGGAAUCAUUCACAGGGAUUUAAAGCCAAGCAAUAUUGUUGUAAAGUCUGACUGCACAUUGAAGAUCCUUGACUUUGGUCUGGCCCGGACACAGGGCACAGGAUUCAUGAUGACGCCAUACGUCGUCACCCGGUACUACCGGGCUCCAGAGGUCAUUCUGGGCAUGGGAUACACAGACAAUGUUGACAUUUGGAGUGUGGGGUGUAUAAUGGCAGAACUUAUUCGGGGAGCAGUCAUGUUUCCUGGUAGUGAUCAUAUUGAUCAGUGGAAUAAAAUAAUAGAACAGUUAGGAACUCCUUCAAGAGAAUUCAUGCAGCGACUGCAGCCCACUGUGCGUAACUAUGUGGAGAACCGCCCUCGCUAUGCGGGCUAUAGCUUUGAGAGACUUUUUCCUGAUGUAAUAUUCCCUCAGGACAGUCAGGAGCAUGCAGGCCUGAGGGCCAGUAUGGCUCGGGAUUUGUUGUCCAAAAUGUUAGUGAUAGAUCCGACGCAGAGGAUAACCACCUCUGAGGCCCUGCAGCAUCCCUACAUCAAUGUCUGGUACGAUGAGCAGGAAGUCAACGGGGUAUGUUCACCUCAACCGGCUCCUGCACCCUAUGACCACACUGUUGAUGAACAAGAACAUACAGUGGAGCAAUGGAAAGAACUGAUCUAUAAUGAAGUGAUGUCAUAUGAAAACCAAGGACAAAACCAAGGAAAGCAGCCAGCACAGCCUAUGCAAAAUCACUCGGCCUGAGACAUUUAGAGACAAUACCCUGAGUCACUCAGUUAUGUAAUAUUUGUACUUCAGUGGAAGCUGUGAACAACGAGAGUGAUGUGCCCUUGGCUGGCGGACCUAGUCAGAAAUGAUACGUAUUGUGCUUGUAAUUUAUUGGAGCUUAGGGAAUGAAAUCCUUCAUGACUGUGAGCUCUGCAGUUGAACUGUGAUUAGGAUAUUGAAUAACCUCUUAGAUGCAAAAUGCUUCAAUAUUUUAUUGUUCUACUGAUUUUUAUUUACCGUAAGAUGUUUGUCAUUUUUUGGAUGUGUGUACCAUGUUUUUUUAGAUUGGAAUUUUUUCAAGAUGUUAAGUCAACUUUGUGUUGGUUAUGAUUAUGUGUAUUAUCACAAAAAAGAAAGUGGAAUGUGUCAUAGAAUCUGAAAUCCCUACUAUAGUAAAGUUUUAAUCAAGAAUGCUUGUUUAAAGCCUGUAGAAAUUCACAAAUUCUUAAUGUGGAAUCUCAGAUGAAAUGAACUGAACGUCAUUAUUUAAUAAUAUUGACAUUCAAAAUUAUAUAUGUAUUGCUGAUUUAAUAUUUUUAAAUAGUAACAAAUUUUAUGUACAAAGGUAAAAUUAUUCAUUCUACAAAGUGUUGUGCGUUGAGAGAUGUAAUUUUUGGAUGCUGCUGUAAGGUUUUGUAUGUGUACUAUAAGUAAAGGUGAGAGAACUUCCAUGUGCUAUUAGAUGUUUCGAAAGUGUGACAGAGGUUGUCAUUAAUUAGUGUGCAAUAAAUUAAUAUAUAUGUUCAUGAGAGAGGUCAGUGUAACAAACUGUAUAUUUGAAUUUGAGACCUAUACAUUUCUAUAACUUAUUUGUAAUUAGAUAAUCUGUACACAAUGAAGAAGUGGAGAACCUAAGUACAUUUACAUGUAUAACGGUUGCUUCAUGUCAAGGUAAAUGUUUGUGAAUCUCGGAAAGAAAAAAAAAAUCACACAUUCCAAUAGCAUGUCAAUGUUUAGUGCAUUUAUAUAGGAAAUCCUUUUAUUUCUCUGUACUGUCCAUAAAUAAUGACCUUCAGUAAAAGUCUUUGUUUUGGAAGAAUGUAGUGAUCAAGGCAAUGGAAUGUAACUGUACUUUUCUCGAUUUUUGUCUACGAUGUGUUUACUGGUAUUAUUUUCAUACACUGGUCUUCCAGCCUUUAAACAAGAAAUAUGAACCACGAUUUGCAGUUUUUGUUUGUUGUUGAUUGCAACAUAUAAGUACCAUAUUUCCAUGUACAUGUAAUUUGUAUCAAGAAAAACUUUUUGUUUUUCCAUUUGAACUUCGAAGUAUACAUAAUGUAAACAGGGGAAAAAACUAGACAAGUGUAUAGUCAAGUAUUUGAAAUUAAUGUUGAUAGAUUUUCAGUUCUGUUUCAAAAGUGUAUUCAUACAUUUGCUCUACGGGAAAGAAGUAUUUCAGUUUAUAUUAAUAUGUGUGAAAUUUCAUACCAGUUUGGCUCUCCUUGGUAAAUUUGUGAUAAUUUGCUGCUCUAUGUAAUAACUGAGCUCUUAUCAAUAGCUCAGAUACCUCAGGCUUGUGCUGUGCUUUUGACAAAUCUGUCUUUCUUUUCGCUUUCAGAAAUUUCAGUAAAUUGUUAAUAUGUUCAUUUAAUGUCUCCAUUGCUGGCAUGGAACAAUUAAAAAGGGAUGUAAU
Magallana angulata is the source of this 3022-nucleotide messenger RNA. Its product is annotated as stress-activated protein kinase JNK-like. The transcript is spliced from 12 exons. The coding region runs from base 199 to 1365 and encodes 388 amino acids. NCBI's taxonomy places the organism in Eukaryota, Metazoa, Mollusca, Bivalvia, Ostreida, Ostreidae. Gene Ontology annotation, biological process: JNK cascade; protein phosphorylation. The record is from RefSeq and is a predicted model, not a curated record. Gene Ontology annotation, cellular component: cytoplasm; nucleus. Gene Ontology annotation, molecular function: JUN kinase activity; ATP binding.